Messenger RNA from Aspergillus terreus NIH2624, 2124 nucleotides. RefSeq names its product putative triacylglycerol lipase (LipA). Bases 1 to 2124 code for a protein of 707 amino acids. Lineage: Eukaryota; Fungi; Ascomycota; Eurotiomycetes; Eurotiales; Aspergillaceae. The transcript has 6 exons. The record is from RefSeq and is a predicted model, not a curated record.
AUGGUCCCCCAGACACUAACCUACCUGCUCUCCGCAGCAAUUGCAGCCACCGCGCUCCCAAACGCCCACAAUGCCACCGCCCAUCCCACAGUAACUCUGCACCCGACAAGCCCCCACACCCCCAAGACCGUCUUCGUCGGCCGCGCCCUCCCAGAGUUCAACCAGGACCUCUUCCUCGGCAUCAAGUACGCCGACAAGCCCGCGCGCUUCACCCCGUCCGCGGUGAAAUCCGUCUACGCCGCCAACGACUCCAAUGCCGGGCCGUAUACCGGCCGCGUGCCGGGCGUCGGCCACUCCGCCGUGCUGUACGACGCCACGGCGUACGGGAACGAGUGCCCGGGGUACGGGUCCGACGAGACCAAGCUCGUCAACUCGGGCACGAUCCGCCUGGACGAGGACUGUCUCAAUCUGAACGUCAUUCGGCCGCGGACCGAUGACGGCGCGCUGCUGCCCGUGAUGCUGUGGAUUUUUGGGGGAGGGUGGCAGCAGGGCGCGACGGCGGAUCCCAGGUAUAACAUGAGCUACGUGGUGCGCCAGGGCGAGCUGAGCGGCAACCCGGUGCUCGGCGUUUCGAUCAACUACCGCGUUGCGGCGUUUGGGUUCCUCGAUUCGGAGGAGGUGCGGGCCGCCGGGGUGAAUAACCUGGGCCUGCGCGAUCAGCGCGUCGCCAUGCGCUGGGUAAAGGACAAUAUCAGGGCGUUUGGUGGCGACCCGGACAAGGUCACGAUCUGGGGCGAGUCCGCCGGCGCAUACAGCGUGGGCGCGCAUCUCGUCGCCAACGGCGGCGACCACGAGGGUCUCUUUCGCGCUGGUACCUCUCCCUUCUCCAGAUGCACGUUCCUAUACUCACUCAUCAGCGAUCAUGGAAUCCGGCAACGCCGUGGGACCCCCGUGGAACGGCACAGACUGGCACCAGCCAAUGUACGACCGCAUCGUCAACAAGACAGGGUACUCCCACUAUUCCCCUCAUAUGAGACGCAAACUCACCCCCGCAGCUGCACCUCGUCAGCAAACACUCUCGAGUGUCUCCGUAACACCCCGUACGAGCUCUUCUACGCCUCCGCCAACGAAGGCCUAGAAUGGUUCGGCGCCAUCGACGGCGCCUUCAUCCGCGAAUACCCCCAGAUCAGCAUGACAGCCGGCCGCAUCGCCGCCGUCCCGAUCCUCCUAGGCUCCAACACCGACGAGGGCACCAGCCUCGGCACGACCGGUACCAACACCGACGAGGAAUGCAUCGCGCAGCUCAUCUGUACCCUCCCUUCAUCCCACCCGUCCUCCGCAGCACUAACACACCGCAGCAUCGAAACGCUGGGUGCUCACCCGCGCCCAGGCCACCAAGCUCCUCAGCUACUACCCCAACGACCCGGCGGCCGGCUGCCCCUACGGCUGGGGCAACGUCACCUGGCCGAGUCUUGGGGCCAUGUACAAACGCUACGCGUCGAUGGCCGGCGAUCUGACCAUGGCCGCGCCGCGGCGGCUGCUGGCAGAGACGAUGGCGCGCCAGCGGCAGCGGGUGUAUUCGUACCGGUGGGACGUGGCGGCGCUGAACACCUCGAGUACGAUUGGGGUCGGGCAUUUUGCCGAGAUCCCGUUUGUGUUUGCGAAUCCGGUGCAGGAUAUUACCCCGCUGGGCGACGAUCCGGAGCGGCUGGCGCUGGGCGAGAUGGCGGCGCAGAUGUGGACGUCGUUUGUGGUGCAUUUAGAUCCGAAUCGGCAUGCUGUAUCGCGGAUCCCGACGUGGCCGGCGUAUGCGGCGCGGCCGGCGAAUCUGGUGUUUCGGCUGCCGCGGAAUGCGAGCUAUGUGGAGGAGGAUACGGAUCGGGCGGAGGGCAUGGCGUAUAUCAACAGUCUGGCGCGGUAGGUUGGUUGGUGGGGGUGGGCUACAGGACUAGACUACGAGCUACGACGGAAGCAAAAGACAGCGUGCGUUCAAUUGAGAGGCUUAUCCUGUCCAAACUUGAUCUCGUCCGUAUCCGUCUAGUUGAUCUUGAGCAGCUGCACCUCACUAGGAUAGUCGUCAGCACUGCACAACCAAGUGUAUAUAGUAGACAUGUCGAGAAUUUGACUUACAAGAUGAGAGUCGCGUUGCCGGGGAUGACGCCGCCGAUGCCACGGGCACCGUAG